CCUUCUCCUGGGAGCUAAGCUGCUUUCUGUUUAACACCGCAAAGAGCAAUGGAGAGUUUAGGCAAAGACCAUCCUUCUUCAGAUUCUUCCCCGCCACCGUCUGCAGCCCAUAAGGAGUACGCUGUGCCAGAUGUCAUCAUAACACAACGCUUGAGGGACCGGGAGCUGCUCAGAAAGAGAAAAGCGGAAGCCCUGGAGAAAGACUCGACUCAGUGGAUUCUGAGCAGGGUGCAUAAGAACCAACGGCAAAAGAGAGGUAGAAGAACCAAAAGAGGACGGGGCCGUCAGCCGGAGGUGAAGGCCACCCUGGAGCCAGAACCAACCAUAGACCCCCAGCCUGAGCUGCAGAAGGAGGCUGAACAAGUGCACUCUGAGCCAGCGCACUCUGAGCCAGCACCGCCUGAACCAGUGUACCAAGAACAGCUGCCCAUGACGACCAUCCAGAACCCAGUCAGUGGGAUGCAACCAGCAGCAGUGGAAGGGGAGCCAGCAGCCAGGAGCUUGGAUCCUGCAGGUGAAGAGGAGGUGGUGAAUCCAACAGAAGAAGAAAUACUGGAACUUUUCAAUACUCCCCUGGAAAACGACCACCAGGAUAACAAAUUCAACGCACAUGUUCUGUAUUAAUUUUCUGAUUGUUUGUUUUUUCAUCUUAUUGUGACUCCUGCCUCACAAGCUCUGAUAAGUACUACAUCAGCUUCUUUCUGGUUAGUUCUAAGGCCCACACUCUCCUUGUCACUCUGCUUUCUAUGCCUCUUUCAGGUUCCAGUGUGGUCGAAUGUGCAGAGGCAGUCCUUCGGGAGUUGCCUGCUGCCUGUGGCUUAUAAGCCCCCUGCUCUCUCUGCAGACAGGCUGUUUCACUCGGGCCCACAGAAGGCUUCAUCGUGUCCUGCCACGGUACAGGUUAAGCAUACAGUCCAGCAUCCAUCCUUCUGAAAGCCAUUUCUGAUUUGCAUAGAUGUGAGUGGCACAGCAAACCUGAAACCCACUGUGAUUUUUAGUCAGAUAGAGCUUGCCCACCUUAGGUUUUUCCUGCACCCCUGAAGCCACACAUCCCUUUCUGCUUUUGUUUUCAGUCUGAAGGUCUUUAUCAAGGUCAGUUUUCCUCUGGAAAAAAGAAAAAUAAA
Messenger RNA from Myiozetetes cayanensis, 1124 nucleotides. RefSeq names its product hemogen (gene HEMGN). Gene Ontology annotation, cellular component: nucleoplasm. The coding region runs from base 49 to 624 and encodes 191 amino acids. Gene Ontology annotation, biological process: regulation of osteoblast differentiation; cell differentiation. The record is from RefSeq and is a predicted model, not a curated record. NCBI's taxonomy places the organism in Eukaryota, Metazoa, Chordata, Aves, Passeriformes, Tyrannidae. The transcript is spliced from 4 exons.